Molecule: messenger RNA, 676 nt
Organism: Pseudocercospora fijiensis CIRAD86
Lineage: Eukaryota; Fungi; Ascomycota; Dothideomycetes; Mycosphaerellales; Mycosphaerellaceae
Exons: 4
Coding region: 40-648 (202 amino acids)
Biological process (GO): protein retention in ER lumen; intracellular protein transport; endoplasmic reticulum to Golgi vesicle-mediated transport
Cellular component (GO): COPII-coated ER to Golgi transport vesicle; Golgi apparatus; endoplasmic reticulum
Source: RefSeq, a predicted model, not a curated record
CUCCUGCUCAUUCACCCCCGAGAGUGCAAAUCAGGCAACAUGGCGCUGCAUCUCGAACUCCUCCUCUCCUUACUGGCGCUCGUGUCGCUGGGAAAUGCACACAACAUUCUUCUGCGCGCUCACUCACGAGAGUGCUUCCACGAGGAAUUGCACAAGGACGACAAGAUGACCGUCACUUUUCAAGUUGGCGACAGGGAAUUUGGAGGCAGUGGGAAUCUUGACAUUGACUUUUCGAUACAAUCACCGAACGGAGCAUAUCAGGUCAACGAACGAACUGUCAGCGCUGGAGACCAUUCCUUCGAUGCGAAAGAGGACGGCAGAUACACGUACUGCUUCAGCAACGAGCACUGGUCCGCGAACACAAAGGAGGUCAGCUUCAACGUACAUGGAAUCGUCUAUGUCCCUGAGAGCGAGGCUCCACAAGAUCCCCUCGAAAAAGAAGUCCGCGCCAUGUCUGAGCUCAUCGCGCAAGUCAAGGACGAGCAAGGGUACAUCAUCGUCCGCGAACGAACGCAUCGCAACACUGCUGAGAGCACCAAUGCUCGAGUCAAGUGGUGGAGCAUCUUCCAGCUCGGCGUAUUGGUUGGCGAGGGCAUCUUCCAGGUGUGGUGGCUGAAGCGAUUCUUUGAGGUCAAGCAUGUAGUAUAACAGAUAUACACGAAAAGCGAUGAACAUU